AUGUUUAGCCGACCAUGGUAUAGGGCAUCUCCGAUGUUAAGGGCUAACAUACUCACCAGAAUACAAAGCUUUGCAAGUACACACCCAACACCAACAGUCCGACGUUCAAAGACACUUCGACGAAUUGCGUUAGGAACAACCAUAAUAACUGCCAGCGGAGGAGCCAUUUACAUCAUUGAUAGGGAGUAUAAUUCGAGUCUCAUCGCUAGAACUGUUCGAGCUUUGUAUGUGCUUCUUUGGAUAGCUUAUGAAUACGGUUUCAAUAGUAGCAAAUAUCACGAUUUGAAUGAUUUACAUGAGGUUGCUAGUGAGAGAUUAUUACAGUUGUUGACAACAAAUAAAGGACUCUACAUCAAAUUAGGACAGGCAAUUGCCAAUCAAGGGACCUUGUUUCCAAAGGCGUAUCAGAAUAGAUUCCCACAAUUGUACGAUGAUGCACCAACAGAUUCAUGGGAUAAAGUUGAUGCAGUUUUACAAAAGAACUUAGGUGUUAAUUAUCAAGAGGAAUAUUUUGACUGGAUCAGCCAAGAACCCAUUGGAAGCGCCUCCAUAGCUCAAGUACAUAAAGCUAAAUUCAAUGGUAACUUAGGUGGCCAAGAAGUGGCAUUAAAGGUUCAACACCAUUACAUUAGUAACCAGGUUGUGGUUGACUUGUGGGUUUAUCAUUUUAUCUCGAAAGUGUAUGAAAAAGUAUUUGAUAUACCGUUGAGUAUGUUUAGCAAGUUCAUUUCUGAACAAUUGAGUACUGAGGUGGACUUUGUUCACGAGAUGCAGAAUGCAAGGAAAUUGCAAAUCUUGAUUGAUGGUGAUCCUGAAUUAAAGAAUAUGAAUUUGAGGAUUCCAAAAAACUAUCCUGAAUUAACUACUAAACAAGUGCUCCCAGCUGAAUGGAUUGACGGUGUUCCAUUGACUAAAAAGGAGGAACUACUUCAAAAGAGAUAUGACCUCACAUUAAUGAUGACACAGUAUAUUCAACUUUUUGGAAGACAGAUUUUCAAAUAUGGCUUUGUUCAUUCUGAUCCUCAUCCGGGAAAUUUGAUUGCACGAUUCAAUAAUAAAGGUAAGCAAGAACUUAUAUUACUUGAUCACGGGCUAUACACAACCCUUCCAGAAAAAUUUAGAUUGCAGUAUAGCAAACUUUGGAAAGACUUGUUUUUACUCAACACCAAUGGAAUAGAAGAAAUAGCCCUCGAUUGGGGGAUAGCAUCUCCUGAUAUUUUUGCGACAUUAGUACAGCUACGUCCAGUGAACAUGAAUUCUCAGAACCUGAAUGAGAAAGACACUCGUGAUAUCUCUGAUUUAUUUAAAGAUUUCAUUGGUGACAGACUGAAGUUUCCUAAAGAAUUGACGUUUAUAACAAGGACCAUGAGGAUGAUCCAAAGUCUUAAUCGAGACUAUGGAUCACCAGUUAAUCGAAUAAAUUUAUUAACUAAUGAAGCAAUAGCGGCGAUAUCUUUCGAAAGAAAUAUUUCGUGGUCUGAUUACUGGGAUGUUUUUAGGAUCAAGUUGAGUAUGAUCUUUUCUGGUUUAAUUUUCAGAUUGAUUAGAUUUAGACAAUGGGUGUUUGGGAGCACAAAUGAAAAGAAUCAGGGGUUAGAGGAUUACAUUGAGAUGUAUAUGGAGAACACGGCAAAGUCAUUAGGUGUAGAAUGGAUGUAG
Messenger RNA from Lodderomyces orthopsilosis Co 90-125, 1659 nucleotides. RefSeq lists its product as uncharacterized. NCBI's taxonomy places the organism in Eukaryota, Fungi, Ascomycota, Pichiomycetes, Serinales, Debaryomycetaceae. The record is from RefSeq and is a predicted model, not a curated record. The transcript has a single exon. Bases 1 to 1659 code for a protein of 552 amino acids.